Molecule: messenger RNA, 1721 nt
Organism: Oppiella nova
Lineage: Eukaryota; Metazoa; Arthropoda; Arachnida; Sarcoptiformes; Oppiidae
Source: the annotation of a GenBank genome assembly
CAUUUAUGCAUUUAUGCAAUACUCUCGUAGUGUUUCAGUGUUUGUUGUGUUUGUCAUUGAAUUGAAUGCAUUCACAACUCAUUGCAGACACAAACUUGUGAUCACUUCUCACACACCGACCACUUAUUCAAGCCUUCAUUCAAUCCAUUCAUUCACUAAUUGUUUGAUUCACUCGUCGUUCACAGCAGCCAUCCAUCCAGUGAUCAGUUUAUGGUUUACAUCGCAUAGCAAACCCUCACUCACUUUGGGAUCAAUUGGUGGUGAUAGUCAUGUGUCCGGUCGUCUUAUUAGCUCUCAUAUUAUCAGUGAUUCUGCUGUUACUGGAAGUGACGGCAGCACUGAGUGUCACAUUCAGACCAUCACCGGUGAACCAACUGAAAGAAGAUGAGAUCAUAACCGUGUCCAUCGAACUCAACAAUUCUGUCCAUAAAUUCAAUUCCAAUGAUUACUACGAUCUCUAUGUCGGCGACCCUUCUGUGGUGGAAGUGUUGGGCGACAAGACAUUGAUUGUGGGCUCCAAUGGACCACUGAAUGGCACGUUUGAGUUGAGGGGCAAAUGUUUGGGUCACUCAUGGCUUCAAGUGAUCAACAAAUACGAUGCAAACGAUGUGAGCGAACGGCUGGCCAUUAGUGUGAUCCGGAAGACCAGCCAAUUGACCAAAAUAUUCACCAUAUCUGUGGCCGUCUUGAUAUCCAUGAACUACAUAAACAUGGGAUGUGCUCUCGAUAUGACUGUAGUCCUGCAGGUGCUCAAGAGACCCAUCGCACCCACCAUUGGAUUUGUCUGUCAAUACACUUUCAUGCCUUUGAUUGCAUUCUUGGCCGCCAAACUGCUAUUCACGGAAUCCUACCUCCAAUUAGGACUCUUCGUGUUCGGCGCCAGUCCUGGUGGCGGUGCCAGCAAUAUGUGGACAGUGCUGUUGGGCGGCAAUCUUAACCUCAUUAUGAUGCCAUUCUGGUUGUCAACAUUGGGUCCCAGUAUCUUCGAGGGCACGACAACCUCAGUUCCGUUGCAUAAUAUAUUUGGUUCUUUGGCUUCGAUGACUAUAUUCUUAGGCCUCGGGUUACUAUUCCAGAGAUUUAUACCAAAAGUGGCCAAUAUUUGUCGCAAAAUUUUAGCGCCCGUUUCGAUCGCAAUGAUUAUAUUUAUAAUAAUUUUCGGCACUUAUGCCAAUCUAUAUAUGUUUCGUAUGAUGUCAUGGCGUAUACUAUUAGCCGCUUCUGUCAACGUUUGGACCGGUUUUCUGGUCGGACUCAUUGCGGCCAUACUUUUCAGACAGUCAUUUGCCGACCAAAUUGCUAUUGCAAUCGAGACGGGCAUUCAGAACACAGGCGUCGCUAUUGUUUUGUUGGGAUUAUCUCUUCAACAACCGGACGAGGACUCAUUGCGGCCAUACUUUUCAGACAGUCAUUUGCCGACCAAAUUGCUAUUGCAAUCGAGACGGGCAUUCAGAACACAGGCGUCGCUAUUGUUUUGUUGGGAUUAUCUCUUCAACAACCGGACGCAGACUUGGCGUCUGUUGUUCCCGUCGCAGCCUCUGAACUGUUGGCUAAGUAAAGAAAAACAGAAAUUCAAUCCACGAGUUCUGGAGGACUCGUUAGUGAAUGAACGCUUGAAUUCUAAUAAGACGAGCAGUUCUACGCUUCCUCUCAAUGAAGACAAUAAAGACAAUCAAAAGUAUUCCUACGAUCAGAUCAAUUGGACGAAUGGCAACAUUUGA